AUGAGCAGUUCAGAUAGAAUCAAACUUUCGAUUGAUCCAGGUACUUGGAAUCCUAUGGAUGAAGACAUGUUUUCUCCAGAUCCCAUUGAAUGGGAUAAACCUUAUACGGAAGACGAACCUUCUACUGAAGACGAAUACGAAUCUUCUACGGAAGACGAAUAUGAAUCUUCUAUGGAAGACAACCCUUCUAACGAACCUUCUACGGAAGACAAACCUUCUAACGAACCUUCGACGGAAGACAAACCUUAUACGGAAGACAAAUCUUCUCCGGAAGACGAACCUUCUAUGGAAGAUGAAUACGAAUCUUCUCCGGAAGACGAACCUUCUACGAAAGACGAAUAUGAAUCUUCUACGGAAGACGGACCUUAUAUAGAUCGUCUUGAUUUUUAUCAAGAAAGUACAGGAUUAGUGGAGGCGGUUCCAACAAGCACAUGUCAACUAAAUGGUAUUCCUGUAGCAAUAGGUAUUAUGGAUUUUCAGUUUCUGGGGGGUAGUAUGGGAUCCGUAGUGGGUGAGAAAAUAACUCGGUUAAUCGAAUAUGGUACCAAUCAACUUUUACCUCUUAUUAUAGUAUGUGCGUCUGGAGGAGCGCGUAUGCAAGAAGGAAGUUUGAGCUUAAUGCAAAUGGCUAAAAUAUCUUCUGCUUUAUAUAAUUAUCAAAUCAAUCAAAAGUUACUCUAUGUAGCGAUACUUACAUCGCCUACUACUGGUGGGGUAACAGCUAGUUUUGGGAUGUUGGGGGAUAUCAUUAUUGUCGAACCAAAAGCUUACCUUGCAUUUACGGGUAAAAGAGUAAUUGAACAAAUGUUGAAUAAGGAAGUGCCUGAAGGUUCCCAAUCGGCUGAAGUUUUUUUCGAAAAAGGCUUAUUGGAUUCAAUCGUAUCACGUGAUUCUUUAAAGGACUUUUUAAGUGAGUUAUUUGAAUUCCAUGGUUGCUUUUCUUGGAUUGAAAAUGAAAACUAA
This is a messenger RNA of Vicia faba (fava bean), 963 nucleotides long. The record is from the annotation of a GenBank genome assembly. Lineage: Eukaryota; Viridiplantae; Streptophyta; Magnoliopsida; Fabales; Fabaceae.